GUUAUGUUUCCUUGUUGAGGGAACAGUUUUUUCGCCUUCGCGCAACCGAAAACUACAUUAUCGAGAAGAUAUUUGCGAAAGUGCAUGUAUAUUUUUUUUUUUUAUAAUCUUCAAUGGAAUAUUGAAUAUAUAUUGCGUGCACAACGUAUUAUAUGACAAUAAGAACGUUACGUUUUUGUUUGUUUUUCACUGGGAACGACGUACUAUAGAGCUUCUAACAGUCUUGUAGAGCAGUGCUCGUGAUUCGUGAUUUCAAAAGGGAGGCGAAAGUACAAGACUCGAUAGCGUGACGUACUUUAUAAAUACAUAACAUAAUACCAUUGUUUUCAUUCGAAAGGACCCAAUUGAUAUACUAUCAAAUUACAUCGUGCUUUGUUCACGACAGGAAGUGCCAUUUACUAAGUGUACCGAAGUGCAGUUCGACGAGAAAGAACAAAAAUCGUCGCAAAAUAAAUCGUUUUUAGAAAUUCUUGGAAUAUAAUUGGGAUAUAACAACUUUUUCACAAGUUCUCCUACUCUGUACAUUGUGGCAGUAUAUAAAACUAAUUACUGAAAUGUUGCUAAUUAUUGAUCUGCCUGAUGUAGUGCUCGAGACGAUUCUCUCGAAUCUCUCGUACGAUGAAAUCGCUAAAAACAGAAUCGUCUGCAAACAUUUUAAUCGAACAUGCCAAAAAUUGCUCAAUCGUGGCUUCAGCCUGAUGGAAAAACAUCAUGCUCAAUGUCUUCGUUCUGUCAAGAGCAAAUUGCCCAGAAGAGAGUCCGAAAGAAGAACUCAUCCUUUGGCUCGUCAUUGCGAUGCGCUUACCGCCAUAGAAACAAGAAUUUCUAUGCUGUCCAUGACAUUUAUCAAAUACAUAAACUUACAUCUCUGUUGCUUCAUACCUGGGAAGGUGAUCGACGAAAUAUUCCGACUACUGCGAUUGAUCCGAGAUUCGAAAACUCCGCCACGAGCGUAUGAGAUUCUCCAGGAACUGCGAGACAUCAGCAGCAUGGCAAUGGAACAUUUUGACGAGAAAAUUUUGCCAGCAUUAAAGCACAGCAUGAACACUUCGUCUUCGACGAGUGGGGUUGCCCCUUACGAUUUGCCAGGUGGAAGUUUGAUGUUAACGCACCACGGAGGAAGUGCGAGUUCAUACAUAACUGCACACACGUACAAUUCGGAGAAAUUGAACAAAGCUCUUAAAAAAAUGUACAACAAAACGAAACAAAACAAAUUAUUAUUUCUCACAGCCAAGAAUCGGAUGAACAAGCUUUAUUUGCGAAUAAAAAGACAAAGUUUUCACAUGAAAGCCCAGAGCAUAAAGCUCAAGCAACAGGCAAAAAAGUUGAACGAACAGGACGCACAAUUGGCCGAAAUGAAACGGCACUUCGAAGAUUGGGAGCAAAAAAUUGUCGAUUUAAACGCUGAAUUGACACGAUCUCGCGAAGAAGCUCAAAAAUCUGAUGCUAUUGAUAAUUGCAAGAGAAAAUGUAUGGAUAUCGUGGAACCACGAGACAACGAAUCCUCACAAGUGAAACAAUUGAUGGCGAAAAAACGGAAACUCAUUAUCGAAAGAAAGUCAUCCAGUGAUGCGAAAGAUGUCAAGUUUAAAAAAUUCAUUUCUGAACUUCUCUGCACAAAUUCUACCGACGAUUUUUCCUCCAACUGUACCAAACACUAGUACUCCGUGUUUUUUUUCUUUUCUUUCUUUUUUUUCCAAAUAUAUAGAACGUUGUAAGUAUCGCGUUCAUAAAACAUUGAGAAAACCGAAACUCUUGUCGUUUUUAUUUUUAAUCGCCUUAAUUGCUGCGUAGUAUAAUUUUUUCUCUACUCCCCGUAUUCAUUUAAUUUUACUUUGUUAAUAAUUUUUCGAACAUUUCACCCAAGUUACUGGUUUGCUAGCCAAUUAUUGUUUCACUAUUCGGCAAUCGCGCAUCAAUUACAUCGCACGAAAUAUGUACAUAUCUGAACACUGCCGAAUGCUCGAGAGAAAAUAAAAUCAUAAAAUAGUAUCCUUGUUAUCGUCAAAUUCAAGAUUCUUAUUUAAUUUCUCUGUGGAUUUAUUCUUCGAUUGAGCAAUACCAUUUCUUGGAAAUCGCUUUACGAUUUUCCGAUUGAACAACGAACUAAAACGUAGCGGGCAUUUUUUUCUAGUAAUUCUUUGCGUAAUUCAACAAGUAAUUCGUUUAUGUCGCAAAAUUUUGCUGACUGCUGUUCAAUUUUAUGGAAAAGAUUCCAACGGGCCAGCGAAUGUAUCGAUGUAAACGACCGCUGAUUUUUAAUAUCCAGAAAAAAAUGGGUCUACUUUUUACAGAAAUGGUUUUGGAAAACUUUUCCUGUAUGGAAACUGUGUGAUUUUGAGUUUUAAGCUCGUAAGUGCAGAUAAACAUACAUAAAUGAAAAGAAAGAAAAUUCGUCAUAUCGCGAUGUAGAUUUCGUGUGCUACGGAGAAAAACAAACGUAAUGACUAUUGCCCAAAUACAUAGAAAAUAAGGAAAUAGUCAAAUGCCAAUGAAAGAAUGUAAGGGAAAUAAAUAAUUGUUGAAAAUCGAUAA
Messenger RNA from Venturia canescens, 2535 nucleotides. RefSeq names its product pallbearer (gene pall). Gene Ontology annotation, biological process: protein polyubiquitination. Bases 555 to 1661 code for a protein of 368 amino acids. Gene Ontology annotation, molecular function: protein binding. The record is from RefSeq and is a predicted model, not a curated record. Lineage: Eukaryota; Metazoa; Arthropoda; Insecta; Hymenoptera; Ichneumonidae. The transcript has 3 exons.